GGCGAGCUGAGCCAGGGUCUUCACUUCCCGCUUGCCCAUCGCCAGCAACUCGAAGCGAAGGCUGGAGAUGUCCCUCUUGAUGGCUUUCAGUUCGCCUGCGGGACAAGAUGUUUCGCAACCGAGAUGCUGAGAACACGAUGAUGUGUCUUUUGACGAGGCGGCUUAUGAUCUUCUGGAAAAUGGAAAUAGAGCGGCCUCUGCUGGACAAUGUCUGUACACGCACAGCAACCGUUGCCACGGAAGUGCGUCUUGAGUCGUUUAAUAAUGGCUGCACCGUUCAUAAUCAUCCAGAGAUGAGUGAUGUCGAGCCUCCAGCAGGAGAGAGCAGCACUGGUGGAGGAGCAGAAGGUCAACAGAGAGCGAGCUCGCAGAUGUGUGCAGGAGACCAACCGCAGGCGCAGGGAUCUGAGGGAGAAACAGCGGCUGUGGGUGCUGCAGGAGCAACAGCGGCGUGAAGAAGUCCUGCAGCAACGCCGCCAGAAGAUUCAUGCUGUCACUGAGCACUUCCAGAGGUCUUUCGUCCCUCCCUCUCAGAGGCCGAGCCAAUGCGAGCGACUCGACUUGGGAAAGGACUGUCCAAAUUUGGAAGAUGCUCUCAGUCAAAUCCGAGGCCCCAAGCAGGUGUCCGCCAACCACAGUCAAACAAGCAACUCCCCCGCUUCCAGACCCCCCGCCGCUGCGUUGUCAGAAUCGCCCCGACAACACACUCCCGCCGCGGUGCAGGCGUACGUGGGACGUCAGGAGCAGAGCACUUAUGCCCGCAAGUGGCAGGAACUUCCAAAAAAGCAACUGGAGCAUAGCGGACAGGAUGACAACAUGUCCUUCUGCUCCAAAACCGACAGUGUGUGCAGUCAGGACAGCUUGGAGAAUGAAAAACCCAGCAAGAGCACCUUCCUGCACUACUCUGAAAAGCCCGUCCAAGACCUCAAGUGCGCCAACGACAUGCGUCAUCCGCUGUCUGUGCCCGGGCCCACUUUGGUGGCCGUGAAGCCGCACAUCCACAGGCUCCCUGCCGACCUCAACUACAACCUGCCCACCCAGAAGGAAACCUGCGCCUCUGUCAAUAACCUCAACAAGUUCUCAGCGGACUUCGCCAUGUGGAAGCACAUCAAUACGGGAAGCCCGAAGUGCCAACUGAGUCACGAAUCCAGCGGGUCCGUGGCAUCGUCGCCCUCGGCCUGCAGAGUCCAGUUCACCAAAGGCAUCCUUAAAACGACGCCCGGAGAAACGCCGGCAGAAUCCCCACGGCCUUACAUCAACGCCAUCAAACCCGUCCAGUUCUCUGUGUGCGACAGCAUCGAAGUGGCCAAAGCCAGGUCCAAGGCCGCGGACUCCAAGAACUCCUGCAAGAAACUGCGCUGGCUGGACGAGGAGGCCGGCGAACCCGACGGGACGCGAGCCAGAGACGGCCACUCGCAGAAGUGGGCAGAUGUCGGGGUUCAAGUCAACGCCGAUGCCAUGGGCUCGCAUGUCCCUCGCGGGGACUACUCGACAAGAGUCGGGACGGCUCUGCUUCCCUCGGGCUUUGUCGCCCAAACCCCGGUCCCGGUGUCCAGGAUCCGGGGGGAGUUGCAGACCACCAUGAAGCACGGGGGCCCCGCCAGGGGCUCGUAUGGCAGCGACCAAACCCGCGCCAGCCAUCAGCUCCUUCUUCCGCCUCCUGAGGAUGCUCCGCACAAAGACACCCAGCGACUUAUGACGGGCGACAGUUCCGCCAUCAAUGCUCACCCGACACCUGCAUUUCCCCGCCCUACGCCUGACGGCAUCUGGAAAGGUUCCCCUGCUUUCAGUCAGCCGCCCACACCGGGGGGCGGCGGUCGAGGCCGGAGGGAAAAUGGGUUGGACCGCACCCCCACCGAUGAGGAGAUCUAUCAGCUGUGCCACGAUGUCCGCAACGCCUUUGUCAGCACCGCGGGGCAGCAACUGGACACGUCAUUAGACAAAGCCGCGACCCCCCGAUGUCAGGCUUUCACGGGUGGGCGGGCCACAAACAAAUCCGCUGUGGAUCAGAAUCGCCGACCUUCUGGGUCAACCAGUAAGAAACCUGAAUUCUUUAAGAUAACAAAUCUCCAGGCUACAAAUCCAGUAGGACUCUCUCCCAAAGGCCACUACACGGAUCAGCCAAACAAAAGCGUCAAAAGCGGCAGUCAACGCCGCCUCAGCGACCUGUACGCCUACGACAACCACAACAAAGCACACAAGAUCACUUCGCAGCCACACCAGCAGCAGUACCAGCGCCGACACCCGGCGCCGAUGUCCAUCUCCAUGGAGGAGCAGAGAAUCUUUCAAUCCCUGAACCGACUCAACUGCCAGCUGUUCCGCAAAGGUGGCUUGCAUUGACCCGAGUCCAGCGGUAGCAUUUAAUUUCUAACCGAACGUGCCUUAUCAAAGGACAAAAACAGGCCCAGGAGCCUGAUUUCAAUUUCAAGCCUGCAUAGUCAGCGUUUUUUUGUGGAACAAUGUGGGCAAUUAUUUGUAUCUUUAAUGUACAUAGUACAAUCAAAAGUAAUAUUUGUAACAAACUCAAACUUACUGUUGGCUCAAUUUAAAAAAAAAAAAAAAAAAGCUUCCUCUAGCUAAAUAACAUGAGCCAAAA
This is a messenger RNA of Syngnathus typhle (broad-nosed pipefish), 2596 nucleotides long. RefSeq lists its product as uncharacterized. NCBI's taxonomy places the organism in Eukaryota, Metazoa, Chordata, Actinopteri, Syngnathiformes, Syngnathidae. Gene Ontology annotation, biological process: mitotic spindle organization; cytoplasmic microtubule organization; non-motile cilium assembly. The transcript is spliced from 10 exons. The coding region runs from base 301 to 2340 and encodes 679 amino acids. The record is from RefSeq and is a predicted model, not a curated record. Gene Ontology annotation, cellular component: ciliary base; midbody; centrosome.